Messenger RNA from Bursaphelenchus xylophilus (pine wood nematode), 10522 nucleotides. Lineage: Eukaryota; Metazoa; Nematoda; Chromadorea; Rhabditida; Aphelenchoididae. The record is from the annotation of a GenBank genome assembly.
AUGUCCUCUGUCUAUUCAAGCUCCAGUAGCAGCACUAGUAAGUUUUUUGUUAAGAUCACAAUCGAGUGACUACAAUUUUUUUAUAUGUAUAAUAUUACACCUACACUUUUACGUGUUUCAUUCUUCUUUUUUUUGCUGACAAACGUUUGAUUGAUUCCUUCUUUUUAGCGUCUUUGACUGUCAUCCACCCUCAUACAGUAACUUUUUUGGUCGUUGAGAUCAAAACCUGUCUCUUGACUACACUUUACAAUUGUUUCUGAUCCUUUUUUAUUUUCAUUUUUUGACCGAAAUUUCAUUCUUUACUCGUUCCGAAAAUUUUGUAUUGUUUAUGAUAUCAGUCUGUCGGGAAAAUAAUGAGCGCAAUGUCGCUGUGCCGACGCUGUCGCUGAAUUAAAAUGCGAUAUCAUUUAGCUGCGACACAAUUCAUUUUCUUAAUGGGAUUUUUGAUGCGACAGAGUCCAUAUCAUUUUCCCGACAGACUGAUGCCAAGAGUACUAACAGUUCCAUUAUAAAUUAGGUAGAAUUUUGGCAUUGAAUUACUAUAAUAGCUCUAUAGUUUUAGGGGGUACUUACGAGGGUUACGACGACCCAUUUAUUAGUUCCAUACGGAGGCAAUAAGUUGAGUUCCGGACAUGUUUCAUCGUAUAAAGUGUAAAAUCACAGGCUACAGCCGGCGGGCGCACACUUGCGGGCAACCACUUUGCGGGCAACCAGUUUGCGGGCAAAUUUUUUGCGGGCAGCCACUUUGCGGGCGGCCGACAUUUGCGGCCAGCACCGGCAUUUGCGGGCAGCCUGGGACAUUUGCGGGCAGGGUCGACAGUUGCGGGCAGCCUGGAAGAUUUGCGGGCAGCCGACAUUUGCGGGCAACCGUCACCUGAUUUUGAGGGUAACAGGGUGGACGUGGAAAAAUUACUAUGAUAUUAUAUUUUGGAAAUUUGCCGACAUUUGCGGGCAGCCGACAUUUGCGGGCAACCGGCACUUGAUGAUAACAAGGUAGAGGUGGAUAAAUUACUGCGAUAUUUUGGAAGUUUUCCGACGUUUGCGGGCAGGCAAUACUUGCGGGACACCGACAUUUGCGGGCAACAGUUCCAAAAGUUCCUAUACAGUCUGUGUGGCUGUUUUUUUCUGUUGCCCGCAAAUGUCGGCUGCCCGCAAGUGUCGGCUGCCCGCAAAUGUCGGCAAAUUUCCAAAAUAUCGCAGUAAUAUUUCCUCCUCUACCCUGUAACCCUCAGGUGCCGGUUGCCCGCAAAUGUCGGCUGCCCGCAAGUGUCGGCUGCCCGCAAGUGUCGGUUGCCCGCAAGUGUCCCAGGCUGCCCGCAAGUGUCUCAGCUGCCCGCAAAUGUGACCCCCCCAAAUUUUGCCCGCAAAGUGGCUGCCCGCAAAAAAUCUGCCCGCAAACUGGUUGCCCGCAAAGUGGUUGCCCGCAAGUGUCGCGACGCCCUACAGCCGUUUUUGAAGGGUAAGGUGGUACGUAAAAAAGAAGGUACUCGCUAACUAAAUCCACUGUCCGGGCAUUGACAACGAUUUGAUUGAGCGUGCACGCUAAAUUUGGGCUAAUUCUGACUUGUGGCCAUUGUGGCCAGAAUAGAGGUGGCAAUCGGGAUGGGCUGGCCCGGCCGGGCCCGGUGAUUGGGCCGGGCCGGGCCGGGCCUGAGCAGAUUUGAAAAAGUCCUGGGCCGGCCUGACCGCUUCGGCCCGUCGGGCCCGGAAGGUGGAUAAGUAAAAAAAAUGGUCGGGCACGGGCCGGCCUGGGCUUUCACCGGGCCGGGCCGGGCUUGAGCAAAUUUGAAAAGGCCCCACGCCGGCCUGGCUACUUCGGCCCGCGGGCCGGGCCGCAAAAUUCGGCCCGGCCCGGCCCUGUUGCCACCUCUAGGCCAGAAUGAGAAACUUUUACCAAAAUGUCGCAGCGGAGAAAACUCUACGCACUUUCGAAAAGCUGUAGCAUUUAUCUUAAUGAACUGCAGAUUGUUCUAGACGAUUUUCGUUUUUUUCGUCAUCCCGUCAUCAUUCUUCUCGCGCAACCAAAAAAUCCGUUGUGCAAACUCAGGAAUUUACGACUCCCGUCCUCUCCGAAAACCAUUGCUGAUAACGCACGUGAUUCGAGUGCAGAUUUUUUAUCGCAUUUUUUCUUCAAUUUACAACUCUUUGAACGUCGCGACAAAUUGAGAAAGAAUUAAAAAUUUUCCGAGUUUUCUUUGAAUUUCGAAAUUUUGAAACUUAAUUUCCGCCGUAUUUUAGGAAUGUCGUCGAAAAAGAUUCAGUCAGUCCAAGAUUCAAGUCCACCGGCGAGGAUCGGCAAACGAAACAAGACCAUUUCGACGGUGUCGGACGGCGAGUUUGUCGAUGGGGUUUUCUAUCGACCGCGCGGGAUGCAUUGGGUCACAACGGCGUUGUUUAUUCUAGGAGAUGUGGCCGGUGGAGGGCUGGUUACACUGCCGGUGGCUACAGUAAGAACUAGUGGGUUUUUUAUCCGAUUUAGCAAGCUAUUUGUCAAGUACAAUAGUAUUAGUCUGUCGGGAAAAUAAUGUGGAUUUUUCUUGCUCCAAAAUCGCCUAUCAUCGCUUUGCGAGGGCUGGCCAAGGCUGGCAAUUUGGUCAGCGAUACGACGAAAAUAUUGCUGCGACACAUCCACAUUAUUUUCCCGACGGAUUGAUAAAAGUUUAAUUAUAAUAUAAGGCGCGUGCGUUCUACAUCUCAGCGGGCCUCCUCGCAGAAAACCCGCAUUUCUUGUCUGUGGGCCCUCUAGACAAGAAUUGCAGUUUUCCGUCGAAAUUAUUUUUGGUCCAGACGAGAAUUGGCGAUUCUUGCCCAAAGCCAGACAAGAAGUAGGCAAAAGUUGUCUGGGAAGCAGACAAUUUUUUUGGGUCUAUGUUUUUUGCAUAGAAAUAAAAAUGCUUUUUCUUAGAAAACUUAUUUUUAGAAAAAAUGAUUUUUUUCAUAGAAAAAAACAUUUUUAUUUUAGAAAAAAAUGGUUUUUUUCUAGAAAGUGUAAUUUUUAGUAAAUUUGUGUAUAAUAAUAACAAAAAUUGAUUUUAAACAGUAAAAAGUAGUGAAUUUUGUUAAGUAGUAGGGUAAAAUAGUAAGAGUAGUAACUUUUUGAGUGAAUAUUGGGGAAUGGGGUAUUCGAUGGUGCUGAUUUCGAAAACAUAGUUCGUUUUUUAUGAUUUUGACUUUUUUCUUAAGUAGUACUGUAAGUUGGUAACAAUUGUGUCUUUUUUGGUCAAUUGUUUAAUUGGAUAUUCUCUCUGCUUCUCAAAAAAAAUCGUCUAAACUUAUAUCACGUGUAAGUCAAAGAAUGAGCAUGAAGUUGAUUUCAAUUCACAUUGACAUAACUGUCUUUACAUAUUUUCUGCAUUGAUUGAAUGCAGAAAUUUUUGUGACGCAACCCCACGCUGCAAAUUGCAGCUUGGACCUCUAUUAUUGUAUGGCAUUUGUUUUACUUUGUAAAUGAAAGGCUUCUUUUUUCACGGCUUCAGUCAUCACCAUCCUUUGCUUUCAAGAUUUUUUGGCCUUAUGCUCCAGAUGUCAACCUUUAUAAUCAUCCAAUUUGCUCCACUUUGAGAUGGGGUUCUAAAAUAUGUAUUGUUAUGUCAAUGUGAAUUGAAAUCAACUUCAUGCUCAUUCUUUGACUUACACGUGAUAUAAGUUUAGACGAUUUUUUUUUGAGAAGCAGAGAGAAUAUCCAAUUUAACAAUUAACCAAAAAAGACACAAUUGUUACCAACUUACAGUACUACUUAAGAGAAAAAGUCAAAAUCACAAAAAACCGACUUUGUUUUCGAAAUCAGCACCAUCGAAUACCCUAUUCCCGAAUAUUCACUCAAAAGGUUACUACUCUUACUAUUUUACCCUACUACUUAACAAAAUUCACUACUUGUUACUGUUUAAAAUCAAUUUUUGUUAUUAUUAUACAGAAAUUUACUAAAAAUUACACUUUCUAGAAAAAACCAUUUUUUUCUAAAAUAAAAAUGUUUUUUUCUAUGAAAAAAAUCAUUUUUUCUAAAAAUAAGUUUUCUAAGAAAAAGCAUUUUUAUUUCUAUGCAAAAAACAUUUUCCCAAUUUUUUUGUCUGGACUUCAGACAAGAAAUGCGAAAUCCUGUCUGGUAGCCAGACAAGAAAACUUUGUCUGGCUAGAAAUGCAUAAUCUCGUCUACAAAAAACUUUUCAUCGCGCUUCUUUCCUGGGACUAACCUUGUUGCACGUCAGACCACGAGUUCUUCGGCGCAGCUGUGAGAACACCGAAACCCAAGGCAAACGACCGUCGUCGCUGACCCCGAUCACGGUGAAGGACAUGCUUCGCCUUGGAACUUUGGCGUUCCGUGAGACUGUUUUCGUUUCUGGCCGGAAGGCCGAACACCAACAAAUUCGAAGGACACUUUGCUCGAUUGACGAAAGGAAACUUUCUCGCUCACAAGGGAAUGGUCUGAACUUCCCCCGGCGUUUGAGAAAAUGACUAGUACAGGUGGAUAGAGCAGGUCAACUUUGGUAAAAAGAACGAUUUUCCAGCUGCGGAAUAAGCCCGGCCGACGAGAAAAAUCGACCGAAAGUUCCACAAAAAUUUCCUCUUUCUCUUCCCUCGGAAAAGAAGAGCGGUGUCCAAUGGUUCGGUUGGCCGAGUGGAUAAAGCGUCCGCUCGUUAUUCUUUUGGGGGUUGGUUCGAUUCCGGAGCAGCCCGAAGGACCGAAGACUUUGGUGUGGGCAAGACCAAACUCUCAUAAAACAAAAAAAAAUGUUUUGCCAUUUUUAUACGUUUUAUGGAACUAACUAUACCGAAAACACAGAUAAUCGUUAAAAAAUGGUUUUUUUGGAUUUUUCCAGACCUACAAAUCGAUGGAACGUCGAAGUCAUCCUCGUUUGGUCAUAGAUAAAGGUAUCCAUCAUAUCUUUUUGAAAAGGACUGUACCCCAAUUUGUAUUAUUUAAAAAAAAUUUUUAUAACCCAUAAAACGUUUAAAAACGGCAAAAUAUUUUUUUUGUUUUAUGAGAGUUUGGUCUUGCCCAUACCAAAGUCUUAUUACGGUCCUUCGGGCUUCCCCGGAAUCGAACCAACCCCCAAAAGAAUAUCGAGCGGAUGCUUUAUCCACUCGGCUAACCGGACCACUGGACGCCGCUCUUCUUUUCGGAAGGAAAAGAAAGAGGAAAUUUUUGUGGAACUUUCGGUCGAUUUUUCUCGUCGGCCGGGCUUAUUCCGCAGCUGGAAAAUGGCUCUUUUUACCAAAGUUGACCUGCUCUAUCCACCUGUACUAGUCAUUUUGCCAAACGCCGGGGGAAGUUCAGACCAUUCCCUCGUCAGAAAAGAAAUGGGUUCCUCUCAUGAGCGAGAAACGCAGAGAAAAAAUCGCGUUCAAAAGUGCCUCUCACUCACGCUUUUUGCGUGCGUUUUUGUUUUUUUCUCUGCGUUUCUCGGCUCUGGGUUUCUCGCUCAUGAGAGGAACCCAUUUCUUUUCUGAGCGAGAAAAUUUUCUUUGCUUGUACGGGCAAUGUUUUUUUCGAAUUUGUUGAAGUUCGGCCUUUCGGCCAGAAACGAUAACAGUCUCAUGGAACGCCGAGGUUCCAAGGCGAGGCAUGUCCUUCACCGUGAUCGGGGUCAGCGACGACGGUCGUUGGCCUUGGAUUUCGUUGUUCGGACAAGUUCCGUCGUAGAACCUGGGCUGUGAAAUGCAACUCGCAACCACGGAGAGGAGAAUCGAAACUUUUUGUGGAUAAAGAUUUUUACGGGAUUUUCCGUUUCUGAUCAGACAAAAAAGUUUGUCUGACUACCAGACAGGAUUCCUCGUUUCUUGUCUGGAGUCCAGACAACAUUUUCAGGUUUUCGUCCAGGCUAACAGCCAGGCCUUUUGUCUGUUAUCUCAGACAAGUUUUGCAAAUUUUGUCUCUAUUUUAGACAGAAAAUGCGCAUUUCUUGUCUAGAGGGCCUACAGACAAGAAAUGCGGGUUUUCUGCGAGGAGGCCCGCUGAGGUGUAGAACGCACGCGCCUUAUAUGUUUUUCAAAAUUUUCCAGGUCUCUGGGCAUGUCUUUGCUUCACAUUUUACAUCGCUGUGACAAUGGGACUGACCGGAAUCCUCCUUGGGAAAUGCUGGAUGAUGAUGUUGGAGCGGUGGCCGGAAUACCGCAAUCACUGCCGAAAGCCGUAUGCCGAGAUUGCGAAGCGCGCGCUGGGGAUUAAUUACGUGUAAGUUGGAACUUUUGGGCAAAUUUUGAAAACUUGGAAGUGGAAUUUUGAGUUGAUCAGAAACCCGUUUAGACGCGUAGACCAUGGUUUUAUUAUUUAUUGGUGACAGUAUCAGUCUGUCGGGAAAAUAAUGAGCACAAUGUCGCUGCGCCAAUCGCCUCGCUGAAGUAAAAAGCAACUUGAUUUUGUCGCGACACAAUUGAUUUUCUCGGCCAUGAUGCGAUAGAGAGCUCAUUAUUUUACCGGCAUUUUCCUUUACGACACAAAUGGGUGCGAAGCUUUGUCCACCAAAACUUGCUAAAAAGUGCCAUAUUUUUCAAUUUUUUUAGAAAUCUUGACUAAAAAUCUUGCUGUUUUUUUUUGCAAAACAACGGCCGAAAUUUCCUCAACGGCCUCUAAAAGACCAAAAACGGCUACAUUUGAACCUUAUUUUAACGGCUUGGAAGACGAAAUCUCACAAAAUUUUUCUUCUUCCACGCUAUUAAAACAAAGCAGACAUUAUUGCACAGCUGUUCAGGGUAAGCCAUAAAAGUUCAGAUGUCAUUUUUUUCCAAGUUACCUCCAUUUUUCAGCUGGAUCGUUUCUCUCAACUGCAAUAUCGCUCAAUUCGGCCAAUCCGUAGUGUAUCUUCUCCUCUCCGCCAAGAAUCUUCGAGAUCUCGUCCUAAUGUUCUUUGACUACGACAUCAGCUACUGUUUCAUGGUCGUCUUCCUCGGGAUCCUCCUUUUACCGCUGAAUUUCCUCAAAUCUCCCCAAGAUUUCUGGCCCAUGGUGAUUGUGGCCAUGUUUACGUCGGUGGUUUCGGCGUCCUUAAUUGUGACCGGAGGCAUUAUUGACUAUCCCACAUGCAAUGCGGUCAAGGAGAUGCCGCCGUUCACGGCGAGCAACUACUUUCUGGCGUUGGGGACCUUUUUCUUUGCAUAUGAAGCGCAUGCGUCAUUUCCGUGCGUUCAACACGACAUGAGGAGGCCUGGAGAGUGGACGAAAUCAAUGAUUUUGGCGAUGAUUUGUAAGAUUUUGCUGAGAUUUUUUACUUUUAAGGCUAUUUUCUCCCACAAAACUUCAAAAAAUCAGCAAAAAAUCCAAUAUAUCCCCAAAAAAAUUGUUUUUUUCAGUGAUCAGCUCGCUCUACGGACCGGUGUCGGCUAUCAGUUACUUUGCCUACGGGGAUUCGGUCAAGAACUCCAUCAUAAAUUCGGUGCAAACCCCGUGGAUUCAGAUCACGGUCAACAUUUUGAUCACAAUGCAUUGUAUUCUGACGAUCACUAUUGCGUCGAAUCCGUUGAAUCAGGAGCUGGAGGACUAUUUUAAUGUCCCACAUGGUGAGUUAAAGUGCGAGGUUCCGUAAGCCAGCGCCCAAAGAAAGAGUGUUCCCGCUGCGGGACCCAACACGGCAGAUCUCUCUUGCCAGAAAAUAAAAAAAUUGUUUUUUUGUUGUACAAAAUGGAUCAAACAAUGUGAAAGAUGGAUGGAGAUCAGUGAAGAAGGUAUGUUUUAUUGUGUUUUCUGAUUUAGAGCAGCUCGACAAAAAUUUUUACGAAAUCUGGUCCAAGAUUUUUUGUGUUUUGAGCGAUUUUACGCAAUUUUUGACAUAACGAAGCAUGAAAAUAGGUGUAGUUUCCCAAGGAACCGUCCAGGAGCGCUGGUGAUUGACUUUUGGUCAAGUUAGAGGCAAAACCUUCACCAAACUGCCUAGUAUAAUAUAAUUUUUUUUCCAGGAAUUCGAAUCCAGAUGCAGCCAGACGGCUAGACUUCACCACGAGGACUCGUUGAAGCCAGAAGGAUGCUCGAUAUCGUCCAAAGUCAAAGCUGCUUUGACUUUCCAACUGUUUCCGAGGCUGAUGUCGCAUCGAAAAGGUGAGAGUUUUGCUCUGCUUUCACGUUUUAGGCCUGGAUGUCUUUGCUCCUUGAGCAAGGCAAUGGGUGUUGCUUCGCAAUGAUGCUAUCUGGAAUGCGGUUGUUUCAUCUUGCGUCACAGCAGACCUAAUAUAUCCAGUGUAAUACAAUUUUUUUAGGCGAUCACUCCCCCGACCGCGAAGUUUGGACUAUGCGAAACAUGUGGGACGUUAUAUAGACGAUAAAGAAGGUCUCGCAGAGGACAAACACUGGAAAACAUAAUCAAUUUAUUGUAAAAAUAGCAAUAAAUAUUUUGAUAUUCGUAUAAAGUAUAAUACAAUUGAUCUGGCUGUUGUUGAAUCUGUAAGAGUGGGCUGCUAAGUCCCCCGGACCGGGCUGCCGACAUGGUACUGAAUGAGCUGGUACCCCUGAAAAAAUUGUAUUACACUGGAAUAUUGGGUCUGAUGUGGCGCAAGACGAAGCAACCACAUUCCAGAUAGCAUCAUUGCGAAGCAACACCCAUUGCCUUGCUCAAGGAGCAAAGACAUCCAGGCCUAAAACGUGAAAGCAGAGCAAAACUCUCACCUUUUCGAUGCGACAUCAGCCUCGGAAACAGUUGGAAAGUCAAAGCAGCUUUGACUUUGGACGAUAUCGAGCAUCCUUCUGGCUUCAACGAGUCCUCGUGGUGAAGUCUAGCCGUCUGGCUGCAUCUGGAUUCGAAUUCCUGGAAAAAAAUUAUAUUAUACUAGGCAGUUUGGUGAAGGUUUUGCCUCUAACUUGACCAAAAGUCAAUCACCAGCGCUCCUGGACGGUUCUUUGGGAAACUACACCUAUUUUCAUGCUUCGUUAUGUCAAAAAUUGCGUAAAAUCGCUCAAAACACAAAAAAAUCUUGGACCAGAUUUCGUAAAAAUUUUUGUCGAGCUGCUCUAAAUCAGAAAACACAAUAAAACAUACCUUCUUCACUGAUCUCCGUCCAUCUUUCACAUUGUUUGAUCCAUUUUGUACAACAAAAAAACAAUUUUUUUAUUUUCUGGCAAGAGAGAUCUGCCGUGUUGGGUCCCGCAGCGGGAACACUCUUUCUUUGGGCGCUGGCUUACGGAACCUCGCACUUUAAGCAGAUAAAAAAACUUUCAUCAGUCUGUCGGGAAAAUAAUAAGCACUAUUUUGCCGUGUCAAUUGCGUUGAUGAAGUGAAAAGCAAUUCGAUUUUGUGGCGACACAAUUCAUUUUCUCGGCGGCGAUACGAAUUUCGCUGUGAUAGAAUGCUCAUUAUUUUCCCGACAGAUUGAUAACUUCCCAAAAAUCUAUAAAAAAUGUAGUUUACAACCUUUUUUAUAUUAAACUUGCUUUUUUUUAUCCCAACACAAAAUAUCCUUCUUCCAGACUUUGGCUAUCAACGAGUGAUCCUCCGAACCUCGGUGAUGGCCGCUCAAAUCUUCUCGGCGCUGAGCGUACCGAAUUUCGGAGCUCUAAUGGACUUGGUUGGAGCUACAGCGUCCCUGUUGACCGCCUUGGUGUUCCCUUGUCUGUUUUAUUUGACGUUGAAGGCUGGAGAAGUUGAUGGAUCGAGCAAGGCCAACUUUAUUGAAGCCGAGGACUUGAGCUGGAGAGAGUAAGCAUUUUUUUGAGUUUUUGAAGGUCAUUUUUCCCCUGAGGGCUUGAAAAAGGAAAGGGAUGUAUAAAAUACUACAUAUACAUAUUCAAAGAUAUACAUAUGAAAUAGCAGAAAUCCGCAAAAAAUGAAAAAUCCUUGGCAUUCCGUUUCAGCCCAAAAAAAAUUUUUGACCAAAAAGAUCGGUCGAUUUCUAAUGGAAGACCUGAUCAAAUCGCUGAAGAUUUUGUAUGAAUCAAAAGCUCUAGUCGUAUUCUAGCCGAAUAUCAUCGAUUUUCUCUUUAUUUUCUUGAUCUUCAUUCUUUUUUAAGCGGAUCAAAAAGGUGUCCAAAAAAAUUUAUUUUGGUCGAUUUCUCGAACAGGUUGCUUCGGCCACCGAUUGAAGAAUUUGCGUAGAUAGUGCAGACAAAGUUGAUUUUUUGACAUUAAAAUUGUAACGAUUGACGGAGCCAGCUUCGAAAUAGGAGGUCUCUUCAUUUUACAUAGUAUUUCGCGCCUUUCUCUGACCUCAUCCAAAAAAUCCGUCAUUUAGACUGUUUUUUCGAACUCUAAUAAGAAGAAAACAGAAUGCCAAUUCUUGUGCUGAGAGAAACCACGUUUAAAAAACCCCUAACACUUCCUAUUUCAGCAUCUGGAACCGAAACAAAGCCGGAAUCAAAUGGCUUUGUGUUGUCGCCACAUUCAUCGGCACUUCCAUUGGCCUCGUCUCUUCCGUGAUGGCGGUCCGAGCGCUGGCUGACACUCAUUUCGUCCCGCCAUGUUAUAUCCAACCAUUCCUGUCCAACAACACUGCGGUCACCGAGACCUCGCUUUCGGCGAUCGACUGCUGCGGUCACUAUCAGAACGUGUCGGUCUAUGCGGACGUCACCUGCUCGCUGCAGGACUUGAGGAUCAACGAGUAA